This is a messenger RNA of Daphnia pulicaria, 1341 nucleotides long. It is a transcript of the gene eIF2Balpha, whose product is annotated as translation initiation factor eIF-2B subunit alpha-like. The record is from RefSeq and is a predicted model, not a curated record. Gene Ontology annotation, molecular function: translation initiation factor activity; guanyl-nucleotide exchange factor activity. NCBI's taxonomy places the organism in Eukaryota, Metazoa, Arthropoda, Branchiopoda, Diplostraca, Daphniidae. Gene Ontology annotation, cellular component: eukaryotic translation initiation factor 2B complex. Gene Ontology annotation, biological process: translational initiation. The transcript is spliced from 6 exons. Bases 351 to 1274 code for a protein of 307 amino acids.
GACGACGACAUUUUUGUUUUUAACGCGGAAUGUGAAAAGAAUAGAACGACUUAAGUAUUCUUCUUUCAUCAAACGAUAACAGCAGUUUAUGAAUGUUUGCGGUUGCGGGUGACAUAAUGGACAUAUCAAUCUCGGCAGAUCCUUCCCUGGGACUAAUCGGUGAGGGCCAAUCAGAAACAAGUAUAGUACUCAAGUGUUUUGACUGACUGGAGUGUUGACUUUUCAUUGUGUCGUCUGCUGCUGGAACGGUGGCAAGCUGGCAAGCUGCUGUGCUGCUCUUCUAGCUGAAACUCCAAGUUAAGUAGAGAGGAAAAAAGUUUACUAGUGCGCAAAAAAGAUAUAAGUAUAAAAUGGAAAAUACAAGAAAUGUAUUGGAUUUUUUCCAAAAAAUUGUGAAAGAAGAGCCGGAUGUUUCAGCAGCUGUUGCAGCUAUCCGCACAUUAAUGAAUAUAUUGGAAAACUUUGGUGAUGGUGAAACUCUUCGUGGAUUGUCGGAAGAACUGAGAAAAGCAACAGAAGAAAUGAAGAAAGCUGAAUGCUCAAUUACAUCAGUUCAAUCAGGCUGUGAACUGUUUCAACGGUUUAUCACACUUACUUCUCUUGAACAAUCAAAUUUCAAAGAUUGCAAGGAGAUUAUGAAGAAACGAGGAGAAAUUUUUCUAAGGAAAUUACAAGAGGCUAGACCUAAAAUUGCAAGACUAGGGGCUCCUUUUAUUCUUGAUGGACACAAAAUCCUCACUCACUCCAAAUCAAGAGUGGUUCUACAAACACUAGUUGAAGCAGCUGUUAUAUCCAAAAAACGUUUCCAUGUUUUCAUCACUGAAUCUCACCCGGAUCUAAGUGGUGUCGCUAUGAGAGACGAGCUAUUGAAACACAAUAUUGGUUCGACUCUCAUUUUGGAUUCGGCCAUGGGUUAUGUCAUGGAAUCAGUGGAUUUAGUGCUUGUUGGAGCUGAAGGUGUUGUUGAAAGCGGAGGCAUUAUCAAUAAGAUUGGAACAUAUACUAUGGCGCUGUGUGCCAAGGAAAUGCACAAACCCUUUUACGUUCUCGCUGAGAGCUUCAAAUUUGUCCGUCUCUACCCGCUGAACCAACGCGAUUUACCCCAAGAACUGAAAUUCUCGUCAACUAUUAUUGAAUCCAAUCAUUCUAAUCUUCUCGAUCAGCAUCCUCAAGUUGAUUACACGCCACCAGGAUAUUUGACUUUGCUUUUCACAGAUUUGGGAAUUCUCACUCCAUCAGCCGUCAGUGAUGAAUUAAUUAAACUUUAUCUAUGAAAGAGAGUCGUCUAAAUAUAAAAACAUCGAUAAAUGUGUAAAUAAAAUACACGUUCAUGUCACUUUU